GUACCAAAGUAUUCAAAUUCACAAUGCAAAGAAAACUAUUUAUUAUAGUUUUCUUGGCUGUAUUGACUGAGUCCAUGAUACGUCCAAUUUCGUCUCGUAACUAUGAAGGGUGUGAGUGUGAGACCUCUGUGAAACCAUGUGAAGAAGAACCAACACCACCUGGUAAUGAGGAGGAAACUACCUCAAUCCCACCCAUAACAUCACCAUCAACUACCCAAUCCACUACAAGCCUUCCAUCAACAACAUCUCCGUAUAUUUGCAAUGUCCAAGGUUAUCAAUUCCGUGUGAAACGAAAAAAUGGAUUCUGGUGGUGUAUGUUUGCUUCUGUCCCAGUAUAUAGACCUGGUGAGAUGUCGUUAUCAUAUAGUAACGCUCAAUUAGCGUGUGCUUCUGAUGAUGGUUGGCCUGCAAUCAUAACAAGUAUUGAAUCAGAUGAAGAACUUGACGUUAUGUACGCCUUGAUUGAUUCGGUAACUGCACCACAUCUUCUAGUAAGACCAAUAACCGGAUUUUGGGUUAAUGUUACGCAAUAUCCAAAUCAGACAUACUACUGGAGUGAUGGCUCAGCAUCUGAACAAAUGGUUCCACAACCAGAAGUAAUAGCACCUGGUGGAAAAGCUCUUUACACGUUUGAUCCUGUUGCACGUGGAAGGGGAAUUGUCCGAAUCAUGGAACCUACGUUUGCAUCGAAAAACGUUUCCAUCCCGAUUCCAAAUGUGACCGUUUGUGGUUUUCAAGGAAUUCGAUACAAUUAGUCGCAAGGAUGACACGCAAAUUAGUCAUUCUAAGACUUUUGUUUCAUAAAGUUUUCAUUUCAAA
This is a messenger RNA of Caenorhabditis elegans, 819 nucleotides long. RefSeq names its product C-type lectin domain-containing protein (gene clec-219). The coding region runs from base 24 to 755 and encodes 243 amino acids. Lineage: Eukaryota; Metazoa; Nematoda; Chromadorea; Rhabditida; Rhabditidae. The transcript is spliced from 4 exons. The record is from RefSeq and is marked reviewed.